AUGGGAUCUCCUAAAAAAUAUUCCGUGGCUCAGAGAUCCUGUGAAUGCGCGCAAAAUUCCAGUCGAGAAGCGGGAUCUCCGCUCCCCCCGGUCCACGAGCGUUUGGCUUUCCUCCGUCCGUCCAAGGAACUUUUGGACUUGUACAAGGGGAAGAUUGCCCAGUUUGAUGGAGAACACGGGCAGGUGCUGAAGACGUUGGAGAAAUACAAGAGUAUCAUCGAGGACCAGCAAAAGCUGAUGAGCGACCUGCGCCAGCGCGAAGCCGAAAUUACGGAGCUGCAAAACGCGCUGAGUGACAUGCAGGUGUACCUGUACCAAGAGAGGGAGCAGUCCUUGCGGCUUCAUGCGGAAAAUGACAGACUCAAGAUCAGAGAGUUGGAGGACAGAAAGAAAAUUCAACAGCUUCUGGCGUUUGUGGGUUCCGAUGACGGGGAGACCACCUAUUUCCAUCGGGAGCCUCCUCACAAGGUGAUAGUUAAACAGAAGAACCAAGGAUCGGGACUGGGACUGGGAGACAAUAUCCGUCUCAGGCCAACGAGAAUGAAACCCACCGUCACCAGUAAAGCGGCGGCCGCCAAGGCGGCAAAACUAGCCGAGAUGGGAACGGGCGAUACGUUGGAAAAAUACAAGACGGACAAGCACAGUUUAAUGCUACAAGUGGAAGCCCUGCAGGCCCAGAUGGAGGAACAAACCAGGCUAGCGAGAGAGCAGGUGGAGACCCUCCAGGAGGACCGGCAGAUGAGAAAAGACGAAGCGCAGGCGGAAAGGCAGAGAUUUGAGAAACACAUCGCCACGCUGACGGAAACACUACAGCGAACGCAGAACCUCCUGUACGAAAGCACCAAAGACUUCCUCAAGCUGAAAUUCAAUACGAGGAUCCAGGAGAAGAAAUGGUUGGUGGAGAAGGACCGCCUCCUCGGUCAACUGGACGGUCGCCGCGAACAUCCCAAGACGGGGCGGGGGACGCGCCAGCACCACGCCGUCGGCGGAGUCCCGGCAGGGCUCCCGGCUCGCGCCAGCCCGCUGCCUCAGCCCAGAAAUAAGGACGAAAUCAAGGCCAUGCAGGAAGAAGUGACGCAAGCUAAACGGACGGCCGAGAUGUACAGGGAGCAAUGCGUGGCUUUGGAAACCGAGUUGGCGCAAGCAAGAGAGCAAGGGGAGGCGGGACAGGAAAUUUGUAAGGAGCGUACGGAAAAAGCGUCCCAACGUCUCAAGACCAUGACUCAGCGUUACGAGGCGUUGGAGAGGAGGCGGACCUUAGAGGUGGAGGGCUUCAAGACCGACCUCAGGCAACUUCGGACAAAACUCAAAGAUGUAGAAAAACAACUUGUUCAGGUGAUGCUAAGCGUGGCACCCAAUCAGGAUUUAGCCAUUCUCCAGGAAGUCCGGGAGAGCAAUACGAGGACUAAGAAGGUCCAGAGCGACCUCAUGACAUUGAAGGCCAAGAUUUACGGACUGGAAAAUGAGCUCAGGUUUUGCUGA
Messenger RNA from Nerophis lumbriciformis (worm pipefish), 1482 nucleotides. Lineage: Eukaryota; Metazoa; Chordata; Actinopteri; Syngnathiformes; Syngnathidae. The record is from RefSeq and is a predicted model, not a curated record.